AUGGGUCUCCUGACGCAGUUUUCACUGCUCCUGUGGAAGAACUUCACUCUCCGGAAGAGACAAAAGGUGCGGCUGGUUGUUGAGCUGUUGUGGCCCCUGUUUCUCUUCUUCAUCCUGGUGUUGGUGAGGACCACCAACAAACCCAUUUACAAAGGUCAAUGUCACUACCCAAACAAAGCCAUGCCAUCUGCAGGUGUUCUGCCCUGGCUUCAAGGUUUGAUGUGUAACAUCGACAAUCCCUGUUUUGACUAUCCGACGCCGGGGGAGACACCGGGCCAAGUCAAUAACUUCAACAACUCCAUAAUUGCUGGGAUCUUAAUUGAGCUGCAAACCAGUUUGGUAGACCGGUCUGUUCUCAGUAAGGCACGGCUGCUGGUGGAUGAUGCCAACCAGUGGUCUUCUCUCCUGUCUCGGUCCAACCCUGGCAGUGUCACCGUGAGGAGUAUUCUGAAAGACAAUGAAACUUUCACCACGUAUCUGACCCAGAAUUUGUCAGUUCCACCAGCAGUGGUCCGAAGCCUCAUGAACGCUCAGAUCCAAUUCAAUCUUAUGAUGGGCAUGCCAAGGCCAGACAAUGUGAUGAGCAUCCUGUGUGAGGGGACAAAUCUGGAUGAGUAUGUUCAAUUUAGCAGCCAAGCCGAGAGGGAGGCUUUUCAAAAUGUCAGCUGCUCCCUCACUCAACAGCAGCUGAUUAACACCCAGCAAGUCUUCCUGCAAAACCUGGAUGGAAGGAAAGUGCUUUCUGGGCUACCUUCAGCUCUGGACCUGAAUGCAACCGAUACAGUGGCACUAAUGAGGAAAACCACCACCAGUGCAUUACCAGUGAUUGAGGAGGUUGUCCGGCUGCAGAACUCUGCGAUCUUUAAGGCAGCUGAUUCCUUGGAUUUCCAAGAUGACAUGAUGGGAAGUAUCAAUAUGUUACUGUGUGGAAAAAAGCCAGACAUUAAUUCCACCAAAAUGUCCUUCCGUCUACCAUCACCAAGACAGACGGCUAACAACACUUCAAACCUGGGCAACAGUUCUAAUGAUUUCUGUCAGACUCUUAUCGACACCCUGGAGGGCACACCUGGACUGCGCUACAUUUGGAGCGCCUUCAGACCGUUACUGCGAGGGAAGGUCCUGUACGCGCCUGAUACACCUGCUGCUCGUCUCCUGGUGAAAGAAGCAAAUAGCACGUUCAACGCCCUGGCUAUGCUAAAGGAGCUCGCGGAUUCAUGGGAGGAACUUGGGCCACGUGUCUGGGACUUUAUGCAGAACAGUCCUCAGGUCAACGCGUUGCGGACUUUGCUGGCAAAUCCUAUUGUUGCUGAGGCCCUCAACAAGCGUCUCGCUGGCACCAGAUGGUCGUCCAAGCUGCUGGGGAACUUCCUGUACAACGGACCUCCUGAAGACCGUCCAGCUGGGAUGCCACAUUACGACUGGAGAGAUGCUUACAACGCCACUACCGAAAUCUUGAAGCUCCUCUCCAAAUUCCUCGGCUGUUUAGAUCUGAAUAAGUUUGAGGCAGUCGAGACCGAAGGUCAUCUGGUGAACAAAGCCCUGGAGCAUCUAAACAAUGAUACAUUUUGGGCUGGUGUUGUCUUUGAAAACCUCCAGUUAAACUCCAGCCAUAUCCCUCCUUAUGUCAAGUACAAAAUCCGGAUGGACAUUGAUGAGGUUGAGCGUACCAACAAAGUGAAAUCCAGGUCAUGGUCUCCUGGAGCCAGAGACAAUGCCUUUAAUGACCUGCGCUACAUAUGGGGAGGCUUUGCCUAUCUGCAGGACAUGAUGGACCACGCCGUUAUACGCUUGAAAACUUCAAAGACUCAACCUCUUGGUGUUUUUGUUCAGCAAAUCCCAUACCCUUGCUUUGUGGAUGACGUCUUCAUACAGAGUAUUGGAACGGUUCUCCCCAUGUUCCUGAUCCUGGCCUUCAUGUACUCCGUGUGCAUGAGCAUCAAAAGCCUGGUGCUGGAGAAGGAGCUGCGGCUCAAGGAGGUGCUGCGAGCCGUUGGCGUUCAGAGCGGCGCCCUGUGGGCCGCCAGGUUCACAGAGAACAUUGUUCUGCUCACUGUUCCCUGUGCGAUCAUAAGUGUCAUGGUUAAGUACGGCAAAGUGCUCCAAUACAGCGACCCCUCAGUAAUCUUUGUCUUCCUGCUGGUGUUCUGCCUGGCCACCAUCUCUCAGUGCUUCUUCAUUAGCGUCUUCUUCUCAAAGGCCAACCUAGCAGCGGCGUGCGGUGGCCUCAUCUACUUCCUCCUCUACCUGCCGCACGUCCUCUGCUACGCCUGGAGGGACGUCAUGGGUUUCGGGGCCAAGGUCGCCGUGAGCUUACUUUCGUGCGUGGCCUUUGGCUACGGCUGUGAGAAAUUUUCCAAAUACGAGGAGCAAGGCAUCGGGAUUCAGUGGCACAACAUAGGCAAGAGUCCAGAAGAGGGGGAUCGCUACACCUUCAUCGUGUCCAUCGUGAUGAUGCUCCUUGAUGCUCUUUUAUACUGGGUGCUCACGUGGUACAUUGAAAAUGUCUUCCCAGGUCAGUAUGGAAUUCCCAAACCGUGGUAUUUCCCUUUCACUUCCUCGUAUUGGUGUGGGACAGCAUCAGCGCCUGAACAUAACCCUGAUUUGCUGCUGCACUCCACUGCCAAUGACGAAUAUAUGGAGAAACCGCCUCCUGAUAUAAAAGCAGGGGUCUCAAUUCGCAACCUUGUCAAAAUCUACAAGACUGGGAAGAAGCUUGCAGUGGACGGACUGAGCCUGGACUUCUACGAGAAUCAGAUUACAUCAUUUCUUGGCCACAACGGAGCAGGAAAAACCACCACAAUGUCCAUUCUGACGGGACUGUUCCCGCCCACAUCAGGAACGGCUCUCAUCAGUGGAUACGACAUUCGAACAGACAUAGACAUCAUCCGGAAGUACUUGGGAAUGUGUCCACAGCAUAACGUCUUAUUCAACGAAUUAACUGUAGAGGAGCACAUUUACUUCUAUGCCCGACUGAAAGGACGCAGCAGAAGCGAAGUUGAGUCUGAGAUGGACCAGAUGAUUAAAGAUGUUGGUUUACCACAUAAGCGGAAGGAACUCGCUAAGAACUUGUCAGGUGGCAUGCAGCGUAAACUGUCUGUGGCGAUAGCGUUUGUUGGAGGUUCAAAAAUCGUAAUCUUAGACGAACCUACCGCAGGGGUGGAUCCCUACGCUCGCAGGGGGAUUUGGGAACUGCUGUUAAAGUACAAACAAGGUCGCACCAUCAUUUUGUCAACACACCAUAUGGACGAGGCAGACAUUUUAGGAGAUCGAAUUGCCAUCAUCUCCCAUGGCAAGAUGCGUUGCUGUGGUUCUUCACUCUUCUUGAAGAAAUGUUUUGGGAGCGGCUACUACCUAACUCUGGUCAGAAGUGGGACUGAAAAAAUGUCAAAUCAACGACAAAAUAUGACCCAGAGACAUAUCAACGAGAAAAAAACAGAGACGGACUGCCCUUCCAGGAGCAGUCCAGAUGAUGGCAUUGGCAGUCAAACCUGGGACAACUCAGAUCCCACAGAUUUGGCAGCUGUGACUCAGCUUGUGCGGUGCCAUGUCCCCGAGGCUGUCUUUUUGGAGAGCAUCGGCCAGGAAAUCACCUUCAUACUGCCCUACAGUGGAGCCAGAGAUGGGACUUUUUCUGCUCUCUUCCAAAAGCUUGACCUGGCUAUGGCUGACCUUGGCCUGACCAGCUACGGUAUUUCUGAUACCACACUGGAGGAGAUAUUCCUGAAAGUGGCAGAAGACACUGAAGUAGAUGCAGAAAUACCAGCAGCAAAGGAGCCGUUGGUGAGGGACUGGAAGAGAAGCUCCCGCAAAUCGAAGAGAAACAGCAUCGCCAGCGUCCGCAGUAAAAUGGAGCACUUCAAUGGGAUGAGUGAUUUAAAGGAAAGGUUUUCCAGUAAAGUGGCAGAUUGUAAGAAAAGUGCAAGCAUCAAUGGAAGAGGAUCCAUGGUCAUCACUGGGUGGAAGCUGAUCAGAAGGCAGUUUCUGGCACUCUUUAUCAAGCGCUUUCACCACGCCCGAAGGAGCCGCAAGGGACUCAUUGCACAGGUGAUCCUGCCAGCUUUCUUCGUGUGCCUGUCUCUGAUCUUCUCCCUCAUCGUCCCACCAUUCGCUGACUACCCUAGUCUGGAGCUGCAGCCGUGGAUGUAUGGUCUACCUCAAACCACCUUUUAUAGCAAGGACUUGCAAGAGAACGUGGAGGUGUCCAAGGUGGUGGAAACGUUGGUGAACAACCCUGGGUUUGGGACACGAUGCAUGACUGAAGAUCCAAUACCGAUUCAGAACACAACAGACACCCUGCUGAAUUUGACUGGACGAAACAUGACGGACUUCUUGGUCAAGACCUUUGAGCACUUUGGUAAAAAAAGGUAUGGAGGGAUCUCUGUUGGAGCAAUCAACUCACAAGUCCGACUGACCGAAGCAGGGAUCCAAGAAGUUUUGAGGGAUUUAAAAGAUCUAUUCAAUUCCUCUCAGGAUAACGUUACUGAUCAGACGUUCCAGAGGGCUGAGACGCUGUUGAAGAAGCUGGGAACCAGGGACAAUGUCAAGGUGUGGUUCUACAACCAAGCAUGGCACAGCAUGGUCUCUUUCCUAAGUGUGGCCAACAAUGGUAUCCUGAGAGGUAACUUGCCCGUGGGACAGAACCUACGCCAACAUGGCAUCUCCAUCUCCAAUCACCCCCUCAACCUCACCAAGGAACAGCUCUCCUUCAUGGCUAUGGCCACAACCUCGACUGACGUAGUGGUGUCCAUCUGCGUUAUUUUUGCCAUGUCCUUCAUCCCUGCCAGCUUUGUCCUCUUUCUCAUCCAAGAGAGGGUGAGCAAAGCCAAGCAUCUGCAAUUUGUCAGCGGAGUCAACCCAGCUGUCUACUGGUUAGCCAACUUUGCCUGGGACAUGUGUAACUACAUCAUCCCCUGCUUCAUUGUGAUCAUGAUCUUCCUCGCCUUUCAACAAAAAGCAUACGUCUCGCCUCCUAACCUGCCCGCCUUGAUUUUGCUGCUUAUUUUAUACGGGUGGGCCAUUACUCCCAUGAUGUAUCCUGCCUCCUUCAUGUUCAGUGUGCCCAGCACGGCGUACGUGGUGCUGACCUGCAUCAACCUCUUCAUCGGUAUUAACGGCAGCGUGGCCACUUUCAUCAUGGAGCUCUUUGAUGACGACAAUGUCGCCCACAUCAACAAUAUAGUGAAGCAGGUGCUGCUGAUUUUCCCACAUUUCUGUUUGGGCAGAGGGUUGAUCGACAUGGCCACGAACCAGGCCAUGGCAACGCUCUUCAGCAGUUUUGGGGAAAACCGUUUUAAGGAUCCACUGAGCUGGGAAAUGGUGGGGAAAAACCUCUGCGCUAUGUCCAUCCAGGGAAUUGUGAUGUUCACCUUUACAAUCCUCAUCCAAUAUAAGUUCUUCUGCAAACCCAGACUCAUUUCCGUAAAGGCACCAUCUGCGGAGGAAGAGGAUGUUGAUGUUGCCCGGGAACGAAGGCGGGUGUACGAAGGCAAAGCUCAGAACGACCUGCUAACCAUCUAUGACCUCACUAAGGUAUACCCUCGGAAGAGCGCCCCUGCUGUGGACAGGCUAUGUGUGGGCGUACCUGCUGCAGAGUGUUUUGGUUUGCUGGGCAUCAACGGAGCUGGGAAAACUACAACGUUCAAGAUGCUGACAGGAGACAUCCCAGUCUCCAGUGGAGAGGCCUUCCUAAACGGCUACAGCAUACGAACAGAAAUGAGCUACGUUCACCAGAACCUGGGCUACUGUCCACAGUUUGAUGCCAUCAACGACCUUCUGACGGGACGAGAGCACCUGGAGUUUUACGGCAGGUUAAGAGGGGUACCAGAAAACGAGGUUGCCACGGUGGCUGAGUGGGGGAUUCAGAAGUUGGGGCUCGUCAAGUAUGCCAACAAGUCAGCAGGAACGUACAGCGGUGGGAACAAACGCAAACUCUCCACAGCAAUAGCUCUGAUCGGGUGUCCCCCUGUGAUUUUCCUGGACGAGCCCACCACUGGGAUGGACCCCAAAGCACGGCGCUUCUUGUGGGACUGCAUCUUGAGUGUCAUCAAAGAGGGACGCUCCGUCAUCCUCACAUCACACAGUAUGGAGGAGUGUGAGGCACUGUGCACACGCAUGGCCAUUAUGGUUAAUGGUUGCUUUAAGUGCCUUGGGAGCAUCCAGCAUCUUAAAAACCGAUUUGGUGAUGGCUACACGGUGAUCGUACGGGUCGCCGGUUCUCCUCCUGAGCUUAAGCCAGUCGAGGACUUUGUCCAGCAGACGUUCCCAGGCAGUGUUCUCAAGGAGAGUCACCACAACACCCUCCAGUACCAGCUUCCACACGCACCAGGAGCUCUCGCCAACAUCUUUGGCCACUUCACCAGUCACCAGCAGAGGCUUGGUUUGGAGGACUACUCUGUGUCCCAAACUACUCUGGAUCAGGUCUUUGUGAAUUUUGCGAGUCACCAGCAUGAUGAGGACGACUCUCGGGCCUACAGCAACCCGGUGGACAUUUCCGAUGAACUGCCACUCAAUGCAGUGCAGACCUCCAAUGAAGCUAAGACGGUUUAA
Messenger RNA from Nematolebias whitei (Rio pearlfish), 6546 nucleotides. Its product is annotated as phospholipid-transporting ATPase ABCA1-like. Gene Ontology annotation, molecular function: ABC-type transporter activity; ATP binding; lipid carrier activity. Gene Ontology annotation, cellular component: membrane; intracellular membrane-bounded organelle. The coding region runs from base 1 to 6546 and encodes 2181 amino acids. Lineage: Eukaryota; Metazoa; Chordata; Actinopteri; Cyprinodontiformes; Rivulidae. The record is from RefSeq and is a predicted model, not a curated record. Gene Ontology annotation, biological process: transmembrane transport; lipid transport. The transcript is spliced from 48 exons.